AUGCUGCGCUUCCUGGUGCCCCGGUUGCUCUGCCUCCGUGGCAGGACCGCCCCGUACUCUUCGGCAGCAGCCCUUCCGAACCCCAUCCCGAACCCAGACAUCCGCUACAACCGGCUGUUCAUCGACAAUGAGUGGCAAGAUGCAGCCAGCAAGAAGACCUUCCCGACAGUCAACCCCGCCACGGGAGAGGUCAUUGGCCAUGUGGCUGAGGGGGACCGGGCUGACGUGGAUCGGGCAGUGAAAGCAGCCCGCGAGGCCUUCCGCCUGGGGUCUCCAUGGCGCCGCAUGGAUGCCUCAGAGCGUGGCCGCCUGCUGAACCGCCUGGCCGACCUGGUGGAGCGGGAUCGUGUCUACCUGGCCUCCCUGGAGACUUUGGACAAUGGGAAGCCUUUCCAGGAGUCUUAUGCCUUGGACCUGGAUGAGGUCAUCAAAGUAUACCGGUACUUUGCUGGCUGGGCUGACAAGUGGCACGGCAAGACCAUCCCUAUGGAUGGCGAGCAUUUCUGCUUCACCCGCCAUGAGCCUGUUGGCGUCUGUGGCCAGAUAAUCCCAUGGAACUUCCCCUUGGUCAUGCAGGGCUGGAAGCUCGCCCCAGCGCUGGCCACUGGCAACGCUGUGGUCAUGAAGGUGGCAGAGCAGACCCCCCUGUCUGCCCUGUACUUGGCCUCCCUCAUCAAAGAGGCGGGCUUCCCCCCAGGGGUGGUGAACAUCAUCACCGGCUACGGCCCAACGGCGGGUGCAGCCAUCGCCCAGCACAUGGAUGUCAACAAAGUUGCCUUCACCGGCUCUACUGAGGUGGGCCACCUGAUCCAGAAGGCGGCGGGCGAUUCCAACCUGAAGAGAGUCACCUUGGAGCUGGGUGGGAAGAGCCCCAGCAUCGUGUUGGCCGACGCAGACAUGGACCAUGCCGUGGAGCAGUGCCACGAAGCACUGUUCUUUAACAUGGGCCAGUGCUGCUGUGCGGGCUCCCGGACCUUCGUCGAAGAAUCCAUCUACGACGAGUUUCUUGAGAGAACCGUGGAGAAGGCUAAGCAGAGAAGGGUCGGGAACCCCUUUGAGCUGGACACCCAGCAGGGGCCCCAGGUGGACAAAGAGCAGUUUGAACGAGUCCUGAGCUACAUCCGGCUUGGCCAGAAGGAGGGGGCAAAACUUCUCUGCGGUGGGGAGCGUUUUGGGGAGCGCGGUUUCUUCAUCAAGCCCACGGUCUUCGGUGGCGUGCAGGACGACAUGAGGAUCGCCAGAGAGGAGAUCUUCGGGCCUGUGCAGCCCUUAUUUAAAUUCAAGAAGAUGGAGGAGGUGAUCGAGAGGGCCAACAACACCAGGUAUGGCUUGGCGGCUGCUGUGUUCACCCGGGACCUGGACAAGGCCAUGUACUUCACUCAGGCGCUCCAGGCCGGCACAGUGUGGGUAAACACCUACAACAUUGUCACCUGCCACACGCCCUUUGGAGGGUUUAAGGAAUCUGGCAAUGGGAGGGAGCUGGGGGAGGAUGGGCUUAAGCCCUACACGGAGGUGAAGACCGUUACCAUCAAGAUUCCUCAGAAGAACUCGUAAGAAUGGCUA
Molecule: messenger RNA, 1563 nt
Organism: Callorhinus ursinus (northern fur seal)
Lineage: Eukaryota; Metazoa; Chordata; Mammalia; Carnivora; Otariidae
Source: RefSeq, a predicted model, not a curated record